AUGUCAACGACUCCUGUCCUUUUUACCUUUGCAGAAUUCACACGCUCUCAAGAAUUUCCUUACAUUUUGCACCUCUUCCCAGUUCUCUCGCCCGAAUCGUGGUCAUUCCUAUGCCUUCGCCACGAUAGCGUGACGGUUUUUACGAUACGCCUCGUCACCGAAUCUAGCGCCGGUGUUUCCCGCGCCUGUGAACUUUCGCCCAUGGUGUCCACACCAAGUCGUUUCGCAACGAUCCUUAUUUCGCUGCAUUUGCAAGUUGCCGUUUGGCUCUCUUUCCCACUUGACGUCAUUACAACAAUGACUGCGUUCGGCUUUGGCAUAUGGCUUGUGUGCAGCAUCUCUUGUUUUGCUUAUUUAUUUCGUGUGUCGAGGGAAUGA
Messenger RNA from Trypanosoma brucei brucei TREU927, 378 nucleotides. RefSeq lists its product as hypothetical. The transcript has a single exon. The record is from RefSeq and is a predicted model, not a curated record. Lineage: Eukaryota; Euglenozoa; Kinetoplastea; Trypanosomatida; Trypanosomatidae. Bases 1 to 378 code for a protein of 125 amino acids.